CAUGGCAGCGGGCCCAUAUUAAACUGUGGGACGGCCCGACUCUGCGCACUCUCCACUUUGGGUCCGGCUAGGAUAGACUCUCCACCGCCGCUCGGGAUUUUCCCUCGUUCACCGUCCGAUCUGAGAGGAGAGGCCGUAGAAGCUAACAGUGCCGCAGCGCCACCUUCUGAUUGCUGAGGAGAGUGCAGCAGCGUCCAAACAGUCGCCAUGCCGAAGCAGCCCGCGGCAAAGAAGGAGGAUGACAAGAACCCGUUUGAGGGGGUUGACGUGAAGGACCCGAUCGUGGUCCGCGCCGCUACGCGCAUCCAGGCGGCCUUCCGGUCACACAAGUCCCGUAAGGAGCUGAUGGAGAAAUCCCUGCCCAGCUUCACACAGGUCAGUAGUCACACUUACUACACCUACUACAGCAACUACAGUUACUACCCUUACUGCAUUAGAGCUAGGGGCAUCCAGGCGGCCUUCCGGUCACACAAGUCCUGUAAGGAGCUGAUGGAGAAAUCUCUGCCCAGCUUCACACAGGAGCUGAAGGACAUGUUUGGUUACGAGGGCAGUGCCACCAGCUUCUUCUGCCGCGUGUGGGGCAUCCCCGACCCCGUCAUCACGUGGUACAAGGACGGAGAGCUCAUCAAGGAGGGACCCAAGUAUCAGAUCGGAUUCGACAGCAAGGACGGCACGACGCUGACGAUCCAGAACGUGAGCCGUGAGGACGUGGGACAGUACACCUGCAAGGCCAACAACAGUCACGGCGAGGCCUUCGACUCCGCUAGGCUCAUCGUCGAUAUUCCAGCCAAGGUCACAAAGCCUCCAGAGAAUGUCACGGCCAAGAAGGGAGAUACCAUCACCAUGCGGGUGGAGAUCGAGGGUGACCCUGAAGCUGACGUCAUCUGGAAGCACAAGAAGAAGGAGAUCAACGAGGGCGGACGUUACAGCUACGAGGACACGGACACUUACUCCAUCCUAAGGAUCCAGAACGCGACGGAAGAAGACGCGGGAAAAUACGAGAUUGAGGUGGAGAAUGACAUGGGCAAGGAUAGGACCUUCUGCGCGGUCUCUGUCAAGUAAACACGCGAAUCAGACAACACGUCUGGUGAAGAGGGGCAUCGCUGCACCCAGACACAGACUAGAGCAGUUCACAUUGUAGAGGAUGGGCGUCCAUCAAUGAUUUAAAAAAAAAUAACUGUCAGAAAAUAAGAAAUAAUCCAUACAGUGUCAGACGGACGAUUGCUGUAUAUGCCACAAUGUAAAGAGAAGAAGUAAAACAAAAUUUCAAUCCAUGUAACGUUACUGUCGUAAAACUACAUGUAGCACAAAAAAACUGGAAAUUGUGGCCCUUGUAGAGCUGAGAGUUUAUGUGAAUGGGGAGGAAUGAGUGCUUCGAAAUCGCAGGGACAGAACAAAAACACUGUUGCCACUGUGAAAAUUAUGCUGAGAUUUAAACAACUUCAAUUGUUCUUGACCACCAAAAAAUGUUAAUUUUGUUAAAAGCAAAGAACAAAAAAAUGGUCUCCUGAAGUUGUUAUCCUCAGCCAUGUUCCACGCUGGAAAGUCAGCUUGUUGUUCUUAUCCAGCGAUUUAUAAAAAAUACUAGAUUUUUGAGCAAUCUAAAAAUACAGGAAGAAACAGACAUGCUGAAGGGCUAUCACCAUCACUGGUACAUCAGUAUUUAAACCAGCACACAUAUCGCGAAAGCACUCGGCUAUAUAGCUUAUUGUCUUAACUUGCUUUAGCUGGUAUAACGGUGGGUGACUCCGGAAGUAUGGAGCGCUUUGCGUCACAUACGGUGUAAUGAUGUCACAUCCUGUUCAGUGACAUCACUUCCUGUCCAGUAACGUAAGGUAAUAUUCGUGUUUGGCGACUUCUUUUGUAAAAUGACAAAACGUGAAAAAGAACAAAAAGAAAAAAAAAGAGCCAUACUUUUGGAAUCCCCGCCAUUCAUGCUUCUUUUUUCAAAGCUUAGAAUGCUGAUAGUAUUCAGGUCUGAUGACAGUAUUUACAAAAGACAAAGGUCUGUGGACCGAAGAACAAUCCAUGGGACCCAAAUAUCCCCAUAUUACUACAGAAGAACCCUUUUUGUACAUUUGUGUGUUACUCGUUUUACCCCCCCCCCUCCCCAUAGUUAGGACAUGGUUGCGUCCGUGUGGAAAAAAAUUGGAUGGUUUUUGUGAACUAAACUGGAUGGUUUCAAUAACUUAACCUGGGUUGCUAGGUUACGCCGUAGUUAUCUGGCCAGAUAACGCGUGUGGUUUCAUUAAACUUUUGUUAACUAAA
Messenger RNA from Branchiostoma belcheri (Belcher's lancelet), 2268 nucleotides. RefSeq names its product CAVP-target protein. The transcript is spliced from 9 exons. The coding region runs from base 208 to 1062 and encodes 284 amino acids. The record is from RefSeq and is a predicted model, not a curated record. Gene Ontology annotation, cellular component: axon; plasma membrane; neuronal cell body. Gene Ontology annotation, biological process: homophilic cell-cell adhesion; synapse organization. Gene Ontology annotation, molecular function: axon guidance receptor activity; protein binding. NCBI's taxonomy places the organism in Eukaryota, Metazoa, Chordata, Leptocardii, Amphioxiformes, Branchiostomatidae.